This is a messenger RNA of Neltuma alba, 2877 nucleotides long. Its product is annotated as AUGMIN subunit 6. The transcript has 13 exons. Gene Ontology annotation, molecular function: microtubule binding. Gene Ontology annotation, biological process: spindle assembly. The record is from RefSeq and is a predicted model, not a curated record. The coding region runs from base 314 to 2518 and encodes 734 amino acids. Lineage: Eukaryota; Viridiplantae; Streptophyta; Magnoliopsida; Fabales; Fabaceae. Gene Ontology annotation, cellular component: HAUS complex; mitotic spindle microtubule.
GGCCAUGGGGUCACCGUUGAAUAAAAAGAACAGUUUUCGAAGUUAACUAAUUGAGAAUCUUUUCUUGUUGGCCAUAUUCAAAAUUAAGAAUCUGCCACCAGUUUUUCAAAUUCUGAUCCAUUUUGCCAUAACAAACUAGUAUUGAGACCUGCGUCUCCAAACCAAAGACAUUCCAAGGUUACGGUGGAAUGAACAAAAAUACGAAGAGUGAUAUAUCAGGAUCAGAGAAGAGAAGGAAGCGACAGGCAAGGAGGAGGAGGAGGAGGAAGAAACUUAUUAUCACAAUCUAACGAAAGGGGUUUGAGGUUUGGUUAUGAUGAUGGACAGAGAGAGGGAGAGAGAGAUAGAGCUAGAGAGUGCAAUGUACACUAACUGUUUAUUGUUAGGUCUUGAGCCGGCAAUUAUCGGAAUCGGAUGUUCCGGUGGCAUCCCUCGAGUUGGACUCUUCCGCCAUUCCAACCCGAAAUUGGGGGAACAGCUCCUCUACUUCAUUCUUUCCUCCCUCAGAGGCCCAAUUCAAUCCGCCAAAGAUUUCGAUAAGGUUUGGCCAAUUUUUGAUUCGGCGCAGUCACGUGAUUUUCGUAAGGUUGUGCAAGGGAUUAUUAGUGAGCUCGAGUCUCAGGGUGAACUUCCACGGAGCAAUUCAAGGGUUUCUUCACUUGCUACGUGUUGUGGACCUAGGUUUGUUGAACUUCUGUGGCAACUUUCAUUGCAUGCUUUGCAAGAGGUUCAUAGACGAACAUUUGCAGCUGAUGUUGCUUCUAACCCGCUGCCUGCACCAUUGACUGAUGUAGCGUUUUCACAUGCAGCUACAUUACUUCCUGUUACGAAGGCAAGAAUAGCCCUUGAAAGAAGGAAGUUUCUUAAAAAUGCAGAAAUGGCUGUACAACAGCAGGCAAUGUGGUCAAAUUUGGCUCAUGAAAUGACUGCUGAAUUUCGCCGCCUUUGUGCUGAAGAGGCUUAUUUACAACUAGAGCUGGAGAAACUACAUGAGUUGAGGAAUAAAGUGAAGUUAGAAGGAGAACUGUGGGGUGAGCUUGUAUCCACCUCCAGUCAAAAUUCCCAUAUAGUUUCAGAGGCAACUCGCCUUUGGGAGUCUAUAUUAGCUCGUAGAAGUCAACAUGAAGUUCUUGCAUCUGGCCCUAUUGAGGACUUGAUAGCUCACCGUGAGCAUAGGUAUCGAAUCUCAGGCUCCUCUUUGCUUGCAGCAAUAGACCAGAGUUCAGGGGCUCCUAUUUUGGGUGUAAUAUCUGGUCAGCCUGUGGAUUCUCCUAUUGUGCAUAUUGAUGACAAUGAUGACAUGGAGGACGUUGAUGGAUCACAUCUUAUUCUUAGCAAAGAGACAUCGACAAGAGUGGCUGAUAAAACUGGUAAAUUUCAUCAAACAGUUGAUGUAGCUGAGGUUAUAAGGCGUUGGACACAUGCUUUGCGAUGUAUUCAUAAACAAUCACUUCAUUUGGCAAAAGCAAAUGAUGGAGAGGGUCCUGAUAUACUGCGAAGUGCACAAGAACAUUGUUCAAAAGGUCAUGCAGAGUCUUUAGCAGCAACUCUUGCUGAACAUCAGCAACACUUGGCUAGCUUUCAGGUGCUAAUUAACCAACUCAAGGAAGUUGCUCCAGCAAUACAAAACUCCAUAUCCGAGUGUACAGAUAAGGUGAACAACAUCACUGCCAAUCUUCCUCCAAUGAACAGACUUCAUGGCCGAUCAACAUCACCUAUUAAGACAAAGAGUAGUGGGAGGAUGGACUAUGGCAAUGAUGAUGUUGGUGAGGUGACUUCAAGAAUAUCCAAUGUUCGGAUUGACAGGGUGUCUGUUAGUCCUCCCACUUUAAAGCUUCCUCAAUUAUUAAGCUUCAUCCCAUCUUCUGGGAAAGCUGGAAAUUUGGUGAGGCGGCAGGGUACAGUUCCUCAAGCCAGCCAAAUUGAGAAUCUUCUUGAUAGGAAAUCCUUGGAUCCUCCUUCAAGUACUCAAGUAGAGACUCUACCGGAAGGUGAUGAUUUUUCUGAUGUCCGGAAUUUGAAGAGGUCAGUGAGGGAAACUGCACUGCUAUUGCGGCCAUGCAGUUCAGCUUCAUCACGAGACAGUCAUUCUGAUGGAAGUUCUGAGCACUUCUUUGUUCCUCUUUCGGAAACGGGUUUUUCUCAUUUAGAUGCUGAAAAAAGGACAGUUUCAUCUCAGAGUAAAGGGUCAUUUGCAUCUCCAACGGAUGAUUCUCUGCUUGAGAGUCAUGCUUCUAAUGGUCUUGAGAAGAGCAAGUCCGAUGAAUUUCCAGAUUUGUUUACCGAUUUGGAAAGACUUUCUGAUUGUGACAGUGUAAAUGGGUUUCUCUCAUACACUGGUUCAAAUACAACUUCUGAUGCACAAUGGUCAAUCUAUGACUUGGAGGGUGCUCAGGAUCAAGUCUUCUCACCACAUCUGCUAACGGAUUCAUUGCUUUUAGCAGAUUCAUUUGAGGACUUGCUAGCUCCCCUCACGGAGACUGAAACGGCCAUGAUGUUGAGCACUGACUCUUUAUAAUUUGGGUGACCUCUGAACGAGGAGACUGCUUGAAUACUUGAUUAUGGAGGUAGGUUAUAUUCAUGCCUUUGGUGGGAUACAUAGGCGGACCUAUGUUAAACUCAGUGGGCCGCCGUGAAAUCUUUGGAACGCACACAUAUGCAGUUAUGCAAUUCAUAUAAUUCCUCCACCUUUUUUUUUUUUGGCACUUAUUAGCCGGGUGCCUGGUUUGCGGUGGGGUAGGGGAAGCAGGGCAAGCAGAUUCUAACAUGCAACUUUACACUUUAUUACGCUAUUCUUUCCACCACAGUUCCCCAUACAUCAAUAAAUGGCAUAGCAAUAUCAAAGGAGAUAUAACAUUAUAAAUCGAAAGUCUGAAU